This is a messenger RNA of Carassius auratus (goldfish), 505 nucleotides long. Its product is annotated as CD209 antigen-like protein A. The annotation marks the transcript as partial. The transcript is spliced from 4 exons. The record is from RefSeq and is a predicted model, not a curated record. Lineage: Eukaryota; Metazoa; Chordata; Actinopteri; Cypriniformes; Cyprinidae.
AUCAACAGCCUCACAGAAGAGAGAGGCCAGAUCUUGACCAACACUACUAACCUGAGCGAUGAGAGAGAAUGGCUACAAACUAACAACAGCAACCAUAUUCAAUUAAACAAACAGUUAAAUCAAGAGAAAAAUGAACCGUUUGAGUGUUUUAAUGGAAUGGAUGGAUGGUUAUACUAUAAAUGUAGUUUUUACUACUUUUCCUCUGAGAUGAAGAGCUGGACUGAGAGCAGAAGAUACUGUACAGAGAGAGGAGCAGAUCUGGUCAUCAUAAACAACACAGAGAAACAAAAAACUGUUGAUAAAAUGCAAGAUGGCAAGACUGGAUUCUGGAUUGGUCUGACUGACAGUGAAGAAGAGGGCAACUGGAAAUGGGUUGAUGGCAGCACACUGACCUCUGGGUUCUGGGGGUUUGGACAGCCCGGUGGAAAAACAUAUGAGAAUUGUGCUGUGUCUUAUUCAUCAGGGUUUCAUGACUGUCCAUGUAACGACAAAUUCAAAUGGAUCU